AUCGAGCCGUUUGGCACACUUUACGGCCAAAACUUUAAAUUUAGCGCGUGGUCUAAUCCCCCAAGUCACUCAAACGUCAAAGUGAAGAAAAACAAAGAACGCACUUAAUUUGCCAAAACAGUUAAAGAUCGCAGUUUAAUUCAGUUGGUGCAUCAUGGGGGCUGUCUUAGGCCUGUGCUCAGCUGCCCAGCUGGCCUGCUGCUGCGGGAGCACUGCUUGCUCCCUAUGCUGCUCAGCAUGUCCCUCUUGUCGCAACUCGACGUCGUCCCGGAUCAUGUACGCUCUGAUGCUGCUCCUGGGGACUAUAACCGCCUGCAUUAUGCUAGCCCCCGGUUUGCAGGACCUCCUGCGAAAAGUGCCGUUUUGUACAAACAGCACGAACAACUAUCUCCCGAAUUCCGUCUCGAUUAAUUGCGACCAUGCCGUGGGCUAUCUUGCAGUUUACCGAAUUUGUUUCGUUUUAACUUGUUUCUUUGUCCUAAUGGCCGUCAUGAUGAUUCGGGUGAAGUCGUCCCGCGACCCGAGAAGUGGCAUCCAGAACGGUUUUUGGGGGCUGAAGUAUUUGCUGGUCAUUGGUGGGAUAAUCGGGGCGUUUUUCAUCCCCGAAGGGUCGUUUGGGGAGACUUGGAUGUAUUUUGGGAUGAUUGGGGGCUUUCUGUUUAUUUUGAUUCAGUUGAUUUUGAUUAUUGAUUUUGCGCAUUCGUGGGCCGAGGCUUGGGUCGGUAAUUACGAGGAGACCGAAUCCAAGGGGUGGUACUUUGCCCUCCUUGCGAUCACGUUCCUUAAUUACGCCUUGACCAUCACUGGAAUCGUUCUCCUGUUUGUGUUUUUCACAAAAUCUGAUGGUUGUGACCUGAACAAAUUCUUUAUUUCCUUCAAUUUGAUUUUGUCGGUUAUUGUAAGUGCGAUAUCGAUUUUGCCGGCGGUUCAGGAUAAGUUGCCACGGUCAGGUCUUCUCCAGUCGUCAGUUGUCUCGCUUUAUGUAACUUAUUUGACUUGGUCAGCAGUUGCAAAUUCGCCAGAAUCUAGUUGCAAUCCUGGUCUUUUGGGUAUUGUGGGUGCUGGUAGUACGAAAAAAGACAAUGAGAUGACUUUUGAUGGUGAGGGAAUCGUCGGUUUGAUCGUUUGGAUGUGUUGCGUAUUGUAUUCCUCUCUACGUUCUGCCAGCCAAUCGUCAAAAAUUACAAUGUCAGAGAAUAUGCUGGUUAAAGACAACGGAGCCGUUAGGGGCAGCGGCUCGGACAACCUCGUUGAAAACGAAGGCUAUAUCCCUAUCGCAGGUAGAGAUGACGGGGACGGGGGUGAAAAGGGCGAGAAGAAGGUGUGGGAUAACGAGGAAGAAUCGGUUGCUUAUUCGUGGAGUUUCUUCCACAUUAUGUUCGCUUUAGCCACACUGUAUGUCAUGAUGACUCUGACCAACUGGUACAAGCCAAACUCCAGCUUGAGUAAAGCCAACUCGGCUUCAAUGUGGAUCAAGAUGAUUUCGAGCUGGUUGUGUGUGAUCUUAUAUGGGUGGACUCUGGUCGCUCCCAUCGUCUUACGAGACCGCGAAUUUAAUUAAUCCUUGUAUUUGAUGAUUCUUUCUUGUGAUAUUAAGCGAGUUUGAUUUUCUAUAAUUAAUUACACAUAUUUAGCUAGUGUUGAGAUCGUAGAAACUUGUAUUUAUGAAAUAUCGUAUCUUUGUAUAGUCUUUUUUAAAUAUAUGUUUUGUGUUCAA
Tribolium castaneum (red flour beetle) is the source of this 1717-nucleotide messenger RNA. It is a transcript of the gene TMS1, whose product is annotated as Serine incorporator. The record is from RefSeq and is a predicted model, not a curated record. The transcript is spliced from 8 exons. Gene Ontology annotation, cellular component: membrane. NCBI's taxonomy places the organism in Eukaryota, Metazoa, Arthropoda, Insecta, Coleoptera, Tenebrionidae. Bases 155 to 1561 code for a protein of 468 amino acids.